This is a messenger RNA of Parastagonospora nodorum SN15, 371 nucleotides long. RefSeq lists its product as hypothetical. NCBI's taxonomy places the organism in Eukaryota, Fungi, Ascomycota, Dothideomycetes, Pleosporales, Phaeosphaeriaceae. The transcript has 2 exons. The record is from RefSeq and is a predicted model, not a curated record. The coding region runs from base 55 to 177 and encodes 40 amino acids.
ACAGUCGCACACAUUUACACCACUUGCACUCCGACCCGCUCAAUUUCCGCUGAUAUGAAGCUCUUCGUCGCCAUUACUCUCGCCUUCGCAGCCCUUGUGGCCGCUGCUCCUGAGAACAUUGCCAAAGAAGCAGUCAACGAGCGCUCCCCCCAACGAUCCACGAAGCGUAACAUCUAGGACUAUGCAUAGCGAAUGGCGGCCAGUGUUUCAAGAACUGACUGCUUCGUCCGGGUGGGAAGAUGACGGACAGCCUAAUGGCUUCGAUUGCACGACCCUGUUUUCCUAGCCUUCUCUGUUUGCCGAGUGAAGACUGAAGGAUAGUAUAGACAAGUUUGAGACACCGCACGUCAAUAGAAUGUUCCUCAUCUUCC